AACGAAAUCAGCCACUUGAAAUCCCAGCAGAAGGCAGAUGAAAAUGUCAUUCAUGGCAGCCUGAAAGACAUGGAGGAGAAGCUGCAGAAGACCACCGAAAGAACCAACCUCUAUGCUUACAAUCUGAAAGAGAGCAGCAAGAUCUUGGACCAGCUGAAAUCCGCCAUGGAUUUCCUGUUCAAGCGGAUCGGCUGCGAUGCCACCAAGAUCAAUCGGCACCUGGGAGAGACUGGAGAGGUCACGGACCAGAAUCUGAUGGAGUAUUUCA
Messenger RNA from Thamnophis sirtalis, 268 nucleotides. NCBI's taxonomy places the organism in Eukaryota, Metazoa, Chordata, Lepidosauria, Squamata, Natricidae. The record is from RefSeq and is a predicted model, not a curated record.